AUGGCAGCCUCCUCACUUCACAAGCUACUCUCAACACUAGCCUUUCUCUCAACAAUCCUCUCCUUUCCGGCUGCCGUGACGCCGCAGGAGUGCCCGUAUCCGUGUUACCCUCCGCCAAUAGGCCCCGGAGAUAACCCUCCAGUGGCCAUGACGCCGCCAUCUUCCACCACUCCACCUUCUUUCUCCCCUCCAGUCCUUUCCACCAACCCUCCCGCCGGAAUCUUCCCAUACAAUCCGCCAACCCCUACUUCUUACGGCGGCGGCGCACAGCCGCCGCCGGAGCCUAUACUGUCGUGGUUUCCCUAUUACUACAGGAAGCCACCACACCAAGAUCAGUCUUCAUCAACUGCUGCCGGAGGAGGAUCAACAGCUAUCCUCAUCAUUUUUUUUAGUUUUGUGUUCUUUAAUUUUGCACUCAAUUAA
This is a messenger RNA of Salvia miltiorrhiza (redroot sage), 423 nucleotides long. Its product is annotated as classical arabinogalactan protein 9-like. The transcript has a single exon. The record is from RefSeq and is a predicted model, not a curated record. Lineage: Eukaryota; Viridiplantae; Streptophyta; Magnoliopsida; Lamiales; Lamiaceae. The coding region runs from base 1 to 423 and encodes 140 amino acids.